Umbelopsis ramanniana AG is the source of this 1150-nucleotide messenger RNA. RefSeq lists its product as uncharacterized. Gene Ontology annotation, molecular function: hydrolase activity, hydrolyzing O-glycosyl compounds. The transcript is spliced from 6 exons. NCBI's taxonomy places the organism in Eukaryota, Fungi, Mucoromycota, Umbelopsidomycetes, Umbelopsidales, Umbelopsidaceae. Bases 1 to 1068 code for a protein of 355 amino acids. The record is from RefSeq and is a predicted model, not a curated record.
AUGAAGAUUAGCUUAUUUAAAUUACUUGGAGCCGUGUCAACCAUUGUCAGCAGUGGUGUAAUUGGUGUAUCUGCCAAUAGUUUUGCAGGCGCAAGCUCGUACUUUUUGUACACUCUUCAACAAAGUGAUCGUCUUGCUGUAUUGGAUGCUAUGCAAGCGGCUGGACUGAAGACAUUGCGAAUUUUCAUUACUGAGGUAGCUCAAAAUAUCAAAGGAUGCACUAACAGCGCUGUAAACGAUGUUGAAGUUGGAACACCCGGCAAUUGGGAUGAUACUAUCCUUGGUAUGAUUGAUACUCUGAUUUCUGAAGCUAUGCCGCGAGGUAUCAAGCUCAUUAUUGCUCCUCACGAUCGAUAUGCUCUCGGUUGCUGGCAAAGUGAUGUGUACGUUUCCAAGUACAACAUCCCUACUACUAAUUGUGCCACUGCUACCAACGAUGCUUCUAUCUUCUACACGAAUGCCAACGCAAUUGCAGACUACGACAACCGCUUAAAGCACAUCUUGGCACACAAGUACACUGAUGGUACACCAUGGUCUCAAUUAUCAAAUGGUAUCUUUGCUUUUAACAUAGAAAACGAAGCAAUGGGGCACAUGAAUAUGGCGGAUAAUCAGUGGUGGUGCCAUCGCUCCGGUACAAUCAGAACUGCGCUUGGCAGCAGCAGCAUCUAUGUCAGUACUGGUGGCGGCGCAGACUGGACUGACAGCUUGAAUUACUACAAUUUCUAUUGUACGGACAUUGAUAUCAUUGGUAUCCACAGUUACGACGGCACGUCAGCAAUCAAUAGCAAUUUGCCUGGAGCUAUCAAUACAGCCAAACAGCAAGGAAAACUACUCAUGAUGGAGGAGUGGGGAGUCACUGGUAACGAUGCUACCAAAGCUUCCGGUAUGGCCUCUCAAAUCCAGGCCCUAAAUGGAUACGGUGUACCAUGGUCGCUGUGGGAAGUCGUCAAGCCGUCCUCUACCGAUUUUGAAACAUUCACAGACCAAACUCAAGCCUGGAGCGCCAUCAAGGCUGGUGCCCAAGCUGCAAACAGUGCCAGUGGCGCCUUUAGUUUCCAUAAUGUAUAGCUAACCAGCCCUGCAGUAUUUUUUUUACAUAACUUUCGCGUCAUACUUGUUCACAUUCUCACCCAAAGAGUCCACACGUGAC